AUGAGUGACGAUCAAAAACGACAACUUCGUCCGACUCCUGAAAGAUACCCAUCCCAUGCGAAUAAUAGUGAUGAGGAUGAUAAUAAUGAUGGCGGUAGUAAUAGUAGUACUAGUAGUAGUCAAAAGAAGAGUAACGUUGAAGAUUAUGUAUCCUUUCCAACUAUCCCCGACCCAGAACUCAGCAAUACUAAAUCAAUUUCAGGGUUAUUGUCAAAAACACUACGAAAAGUAACAGCAAAUGCAUCAAAUCUUGUGCUGAAUUAUUCUCAGGGGAUAACGUCCCCUAAAGGAAAUAUUAUUGAUUCAUCUCCAUUUGGUAACAAGAAUAAUGAUUAUAGAACCAUUAACACCGAUCCAUCGGCAAUUACACCUAAGAAUGAUGCCAUCGAUGAAACACCAAUAAACACGGAUGUUCCACUUCGUAAUGAAACUGUUCCAAAGAAAUUGGACGAUGACUUUUCAAGAACAACUAGUCCAUUGGAUAUCAAACCAGACAAGGCGCCAUCAGUAUAUCCAAAAAUCACACCUGGUAGUGUUAAAAAGGACAGUAAUGUGUCACCUAUUGAGAGACUGUCAAUUGUCACCAAUGAGACCACAGAGCCAAAGUUACAGCCCCCUCAACCUCAACCUCAAGUACAAGCACAAUCUCAAUCUCAACCUCAACCUCAACCCCAAGUUGUUCUGCAUCCAAAGGGCACAACACUACCGCAAGUACCCAGUCAACAAAUACAGCAACCACAAUCAGAAUCACAAUCACAAUCGCAGUCGCAACAACAACAACAACAAUCAAGUCAACCAAGUCAGCAUGUUGCACAUCCCGCACCUCCAUGUCCACCAAUUUCUGGACAAUUGCAACCUCCUUCUGGUGCAAUCCGUCAAGUGUUAUCCGAACGUACCAUGGCUCCACCAAGAGUUACAUCCGAUAAUAAAACUCUUCGGAUAUCAACUAUGCAGCUCCCUCGUCUACAGUCAGUCAAUAAUAGUACAACAAGUUCUGUUGUUAAUGUCAAUGUACUGGCAUCUGUAGAUGUUGAGUCGUUAGAAAGUGAUAGGACAAGCAAUUACAAUGGUAGAAUAAAUCAAAAGGGAACAAAUACAAAUGCCAAAAAUUAUGAUAGAUCACUACUGAAUAAAAUAUCAUCAAUAUUUAACAAUUUACCAAACGAUAUUGAAUUAUCAGAUGAUUCGGCAUCUGAUCUGGAUACAACAAGAAAUGAUAUUGAAGAUGAUCCUGGGAAAAAUCAUGGAACCGUGGGUUAUAGAGAAAAUCCUUCAGAUGCAAGUUUGGGAUCUAUGUCAAAACUUGCAAAGCAAGUCCAGUACGAUCUAAGUUCUAGGUAUAGUGAGUCAAUUGCCAAAUCAUCGCCUGUUAAAGCUGAAAGGAAAGUGGCCACUUCUUUUAGUACAAAUCUUGGACAAUCUCCAACAGUGUCAUCUUUUCAUGCGCUCCAAAAUAAAGAUUUAAAUGCAACAAAAAAGAAAACGUCACAUUUGUCGUCUGUUUUGUUGGAUAAUGCCAGAACAAUUAUCAACCAGAACAUUGGUGCUGUAGCCUCAUCAGCAUCUUCAAUUGUUGGCGGUAGGAGGAAAAAGAAGAAACCCAAAAAGGCAUCUGAAAAUCCAUUAAAAAACGGAGGUAUCCCCAAAAAGUAUUGGAUGAAUGAUGCAUUUGUAUCUGAUUGUUUGAAUUGCUUCAGGCCUUUCACUCCAUUCAGAAGAAAACAUCAUUGUCGAUUCUGUGGACAAAUAUUCUGUUCCGAAUGUACUUUGUUUAUCUCAUACACUCAACAUAAGGAUGAAAGAAACAACAGAACAAGCUCCAACAAAGAACCUUAUAAUGAUAAACUUAGGGUUUGUAAACCAUGUUAUAGUGAUGUUAUCAUUUAUCUCAGUGAUGAUUCCUCAAGUUCAGAAUCAGAAAUGGAGAAGGAUACAUCGGUUGAAAGUGUUGAUUUAUCAAAAACUAAAGCCGAAGAUUUACUAGUUCCAAACCAUCCUUUGUCUAGAAUUAGGUCAAUGUCUAUGAGCUCGUCUCGAGAUCUUCGCCCUUCUGAUGCUAUCACCAGAAAACCACUGUUGCGUGAUAGUCGUCUUCUUGAAGGAAAUACUUCUAUUACAAGCAAUUCUAAUUCGCCAUCACGGAAUAACAAUAUUGUUAACAAUAACUACAACAAUGGUAAUAGUGCUAGUUCUGUAAAUGCCAACAGCCAAUUCCUAUAUCCAGAUGAAUCAAUUAAAGUUCAUCCUAAACAAGCACCUAAAAUGGCAAUUCCUACAACACGUACUGGAGAAUCUAUUGAGAUUCCACUCAUGAGACACUCGUUGGUUAAUUCGUCCAUUUUGCAAACUCCUGGAACUACAUAUGGAUCUUCUGUAAAUGUAGGCUCAUUGUCACCAAGUCAUCCACAAAGUCAACAUCUGCAGUCAUAUUAUGUAGCUCACCAUGGACACCGUCACCACAAUCACAAUCACCACCACCAUCAUCACCAUCAUCAUAAUCAUAAUCAUCACCAUCAUCAUACACACAAUAACACUCAGAAACAUCUGAAUAUUUCUGUCGCCGCAGCAGGAGGGGGUGUUGGUGUUGGUGCAGGAGAUGUUGUUCCCAGUAGUGGUACAGGAACAGAUUCACAAAGUUCCAGUAAAACGUGGAUUAAGAAUCACUUAUCACCGGGUUUGAAUAAUGCUAGUAUGCUUACUAGUCGUAGUUUGGACAAUUUAAGCAGUGCAUACACUAGCUUUAUGACAAGAAAUCCAUCCUUCAAAUUACGUGUGUUGUCUGGAAAUAAUAAUCGAGAUGCAUUAGGCUAUGGCAAAGAAUCGUCCCAAGAGCCUGGAGACAUGCAGAACUUUGGCAAUAAUCAUACUUUAGACCGUCAAGAACAGAAUAUUUUUGAUGAAGACGAUUAUGAUGACGAGUAUGAAGACGUAAAUGAGGUACAAGAUCUUCGUGGUAAUGUAGCUGAAGAUGAAGAAGAUGAGCAUGCUAUGUCAUUGUAUGCAUCAUUAAAUGAUUCGCAUGGAUAUGGUUCUACUCCAUUGACUCAUAAACCACCUCCAAUUCAUGCUCAUAGCGGAGUUGUUGUUCCAACUUUGGGUGAGUUCCCAAUUAUGAAAAGUGGUUUCCCGCAUCAAUUGGGUAAUAUUGGUUCAGUGGAUAUUUUCCAUCAUAAUCCAGUUGCAUUUCUAACAGAUAGUCCUUCUAAACAAGUUCCAGCUGAUAGUUUGAGAUCUAGAGCAAGAGCCCAUGCAUCACUUCAACGUAUGAGAUCUAGAAGACAAGGUAAAGCUACAAGAAAUGUUCUGAUUUUAACUCAUAAUAAUUUGAGGUUGCCAAGUUUGGAUUCACCCAGUCAUCGGGCUAAUAUAACAGGAACCUCAUUGACACCAAUAACCUCACCAUCAUCCCCUGGGCCAAGUACUUCCAAUACAAUUGCAAACCCAACCUCCAACCAUUCAAAUUUGACUACUGGAUUGGCAAACUCUGAUGCUGUGAGUACUUCUUCGGGUAAUCAAUAUUCAGAAAUGUCUCCACUUGGUCCAAGAAUCUCCACCAGUACUGCUUUGGAACAUUACAAGCCAGAUGAUUAUUUUGGUUCUCAUGAAAAUUUACUUGAACUGGAGGACCAUCAUAACUUGAUGUCUUGGAGAGAUAUUACCAUGAAUGAGAAUAAUAAUGAUAAAGAUAAAUGGUAUAAAGAUACUAUGAAUUUUAUAUUGCGUCAAUCUUUAAAAGAUUGUGAAAUUGAAGAUAAUAUAGAUCUGUGGAUGAAUGUUUUGUCCAACCUGUUGGAACAUAUUGAUGAUAUCAAAUUGACAGAUACAUUGGAUAUUAGACAAUAUGUGAAGGUUAAGAAAAUUUUAGGUGGUAAAAUUCGACAAACUGAAGUGAUUGAUGGAUUGUUUAUGACUAAGAAUAUUGAUUCAAAGAAAAUGUCAUCUAGUAUUAGGAACCCACGUAUUGCGUUGCUUAUGUUUCCGGUUGAAUAUUUGAAACAAAAGGAACAAUUUAUCAGUUUACGAAUCAUUCAUGCACAACAGUCUGUUUACAUCACCAAUUUGGUAUCUAGGUUGAUUUCUUUAGAACCAGAUAUCAUUGUCAUUGGAGAUUCAAUAUGUGGAUUGGCGGAAAAAUUAUUGGAAGAAGCUGGUGUUACAGUUAUGUCCAACGUAAAACCCCAGGUUAUUGAGCGUAUAUCGCGAUACACCAAAGCGGAUAUUUUCCAAUCAGUUAAUGAUUUAUUUUUCAAAAAGGGUAAAUUGGGAACUUGUGAAGAGUUUGCGGUCAAGAGAUUUAAAUACCAGAAUGCAAUUAAAUCAUUUGUAUUUUUCACUGGUUGUGAUAUUCAGCUGGGUUUCACUAUUUCAUUACGUGGUGGUGAUGAAGAGUUAUUGAAUGGUGUCAAAUAUGCAGCUGAAACAUUAAUGCCAGGGUAUUUGAAUGCUAGAUUUGAAAAGAGUUUUUUUGAAAACUUGCUGUUGAAUUAUAUCGAAGGCAAUAAGAAUGAAAAAAUUGUUGAAAUUCGUGACAAGUUGGAAGAAGUUAAUAAUAAUGACGAUAAUGAAGAGGUACUCAAUACUUGUGAGAUAAGUUUAGAUAGUACAGAGGUGGUUGAAUAUUUCAAAUUAUUUAAUGAGAGAAAACUUAGUUUAUCUCCUGCGGUGGAAUUUUCCUUACCAACUCCAUUGGUGAAUGUGAUUACUUCAUAUUAUUCAUUCUAUCAAUUUUUCCAAAAACAUAAUCAAAUUCAAAAGUUGGAAUCAUCUGAAGAUAUAGAUGAUUCUUGGCUAGUUGAAUUAAAUAUUAACUACAAAGUUGAUGAUCUUCCAGGUAAAGGUGAUGAAUUGUUGAGAAUGCUUAAAUGUGCCAGUGAAGGGCAUUUGAAAUUAUUGAUCAAUGAAUAUCAUAAUCGUGCACGUGUUUGGUCUAAUUGUAUGAGAUACCCUUCUUAUCAGUUGUAUCCAAUAUUUCAUAGAAAUAUCCAUGUUUUGCAUUCUACUGUAUCUAUUAAACAUGCUACACCUUGUACUGGUCCUGGUAUUGUUGUGAUUGAUUACUACACAGAGAAUGAUAAAUGUUUUGGAUUAUUUUUGGAUCAAGCUUUCCAUGAGAGUUCUAAAGUAUGUAAUGAAUGUGGGGAAACUUAUUUGGAUCAUUACAAGAGUUAUGUACAUCAAAAUGCCAAGGUUGAUUUGAUUAUGGAAAAGUAUGAUAUACAAGGUAAUACUCAAGGGAAAAAUCAAAGAGUUAUGUGGAGUUCAUGUAAAGAAUGUAAUUAUACAACACCAAUAAUUGCCAUGAGUGAUGAAACUUAUUAUUUGUCAAUUGGAAAAUUCUUUGAAUUGAGUUUUUAUGGUGAAAAUAUAGUUGGUGGAUGUGAACAUGAUUUUUUUAAAAGUUAUGUUAAAUGUUUUGGUUUUAACAAUCUUGUUAUCCGUCUUGAAUAUUCUACUAUUGAUAAUUAUGAAAUUGUUGUUCCCAAGAAGAAAUUGGAUUAUAUAACAAGUGUUGAUAUUAAACUUAAAGUGGAGGCUUAUAAGACUAUUCGGACCAAAGCUGAUGGAUUCUUUGAUUCCAUUCUGAAAAGAUUGAAUAGAGUUAAAUUGGAUACAUUUGAUAAAGCUGAAGCAGGUAUGCAAAAGAUUAAAGAAUUGAAAACUAAACUUCAAGAACAUUCUGAAAAUAUCUAUAGUAGAUUGGAAUCUAUCUAUAAAACUAUUACACCAACAAAUUACCUUAGUUUAAAUGUUAUAUUGAGAGAUUUACAAAAAUUGGGUAUUUAUUGGGAUAAUGAAUUUAAUGAUUUUGAAAAGAUGUAUUUACCAAGUGAAAAUGAUGUUACUCGAAUCACACAAUUUCAAUUGCGUAAGUUUUUAAUGGAUAAAUAUCCAGAUAAAGAAGUGGAAAUGGUGGAUAUUCCAAAAAUAGAUAAGGAGCCUACUAAUGUGGAAACUACUGUUACUCCAGAAUUGCUGAUGAUUGAUACACAUAGUAGUCAAGGAAGUGAACAAGGAGAAGUAGGAGAGAUGAAUCCUGAAGGGGAGAGCAAAACUGAAGAAGAAUUGUCUAAGCUUCCAUCUCCUCCACCACCUCCUCCUCCUGAGUUUAUACCUAAAAAACCAAGACAAGUAUCUAUAACAGAAAAGUUACCUGAAUCGAGUCCUGAAACUAAGUCAAAUACUCAAAGUACAUUAUAUGAACAAAAUUCGAAUAUUUCUGAAAGAAUAAGUAAAUGGAAUAAAACAGCAGAAGUUGGAGAUGAUGGUACUCUAAAGAAAUUAAUUCAUCGUGGAUCUGAAGGAUCUUUGAAAUCUAACAACAACAACAAUAAUAAUAAUAGUAAUACUAGUAAUGUUAUUCCUUCUCAAAAUAAAGUUAUCCAUUUGGCCAAUUUCUUUGACAAGAUGUAUUAUGAUCAAAUUUCAUUGGAAUUUUCUAGACAAAGAGAAAGAGAAAUGAAGAGGAAAUCAAAAAUUAAAGCUCAACCAGUUUUUGAUAGCAAACCAAUUGUGGAGAUUUAUGAUCAGAUUGAAGAUGUUGUUGGUGUAGAAGAUGAUAAAAAGAAACCUGUGGAAAAAGAAGAAGUGGUUAAAGAGUUACCAAAGGAAUUACCAAAAGAAAUUCAAGAUUCUAAACAGUUGGAUAUACCUGAAAAGCAAUCAUUAUUAAAAUCAUUGACUAAUUUCUGGGCUGAUAGAUCUGCUACAUUGUGGGAUCCAUUAUCAUAUGCUUUAGAAAGUCAUGAGCAUACAUUUGCCGAUUCUGAUGUUAUUGUUCGAGAAGAUGAACCAAGUUCAUUGGUUGCUUUUUGUCUUUCUUCAAAUGAUUAUAAACAAAAGAUUAAAAUUGUAUUUGAAAAGAUUGACAGUUGUCAAUCAGAGCAACAAAGGAAUGAUGAUGAGCAACAUCAGCAUCAACAACAACAAGAAGACGAACAAGAAUCACAAGAGAAUCAACAAGAGCAACAACCACAACGAGAAGAACAAGAAGAACAACAAGUGCAACAGCAACAGCAACAGCAACCACAAAAUGAAGAAGAGUCCCCGGUAGUUGAAAAUAAAGCGUCGAAUCAAUACAAUGAAAAAAGAAAUGCAGUUGGCAGUGAUAAUAAGAAAAAAAUGGAACAAUUUGAAAAGAUUGAAAGGAAAUUUAAAAAGAAUUUUAAUACAGAAGGAGCCAAAGUUAGUCCUUUGGAACAAAUUCUAACCAAGAGUAAAUCCAAUCAUUUGAAGUAUCAAUUUAUUGAUGGUAACACAAAUUUGUCAUGUAAGAUUUUCUAUAGUGAACAAUUUGAAGCAUUAAGAAAAGCAUGUGGAGUUGAUGAAAGUUUUAUACAAAGUUUAAGUCGAUGUGUUAAAUGGCAAUCAAGUGGAGGUAAAAGUGGAUCAAGUUUCUUGAAGACUUUAGAUAAUCGAUAUAUUUUAAAGGAAUUAUCGAAACAAGAAUUGGAAUCAUUUGUAUCUAUUGCACCAUUUUAUUUCAAAUAUAUUGGACAAUCUAUCUUUAGUGGACUUAAAACAGCUAUUGGUAAAAUAUGGGGGAUUUAUACUACACAAGUUACCACUACAGGUAAAGUUUUCAAGAUGGAUUUCUUGAUUAUGGAGAAUUUAUUUUAUAAUCUGAAGAAUAAUAAAGUGUUUGAUUUGAAAGGAUCAACAAGAAAUCGUUAUACUAAUGAAACUGGAGAAGUGUUGUUGGAUGAGAAUAUGAUUGAAUAUAUUUAUGAAUCGCCAGUGUUUGUUAGUCAAGUGCUGAAACAAUUAUUACGUGGUUGUUUGUUUAAUGAUACAUUAUUUUUGAAAUCCAUGGAAGUUAUGGAUUAUUCAUUGGUUGUUGGAUUUAACGAUGAAAGUAAAGAAAUGAUUGUUGGUAUUAUCGAUUGGUUAAGAACGUUUACAUGGGAUAAACGAGUUGAAAAUUGGGUCAAAGGUAUUGGAAGUAAAAGAGAUCCUACUAUUGUUACACCUAAACAAUAUCGUAAUAGGUUUAGAGCAGCCAUGGAACGUUAUAUUCUUGAAGUUCCAGAUUGUUGGUAUCACCAAUAA
Molecule: messenger RNA, 8046 nt
Organism: Candida tropicalis MYA-3404
Lineage: Eukaryota; Fungi; Ascomycota; Pichiomycetes; Serinales; Debaryomycetaceae
Gene: FAB1
Product: 1-phosphatidylinositol-3-phosphate 5-kinase
Exons: 1
Coding region: 1-8046 (2681 amino acids)
Biological process (GO): phosphatidylinositol phosphate biosynthetic process
Cellular component (GO): endosome membrane; fungal-type vacuole membrane
Molecular function (GO): metal ion binding; ATP binding; 1-phosphatidylinositol-3-phosphate 5-kinase activity
Source: RefSeq, a predicted model, not a curated record